UGUAAAUCCACGAUGAGCCGGCUCUGCUGCUGCAGACAACAAGUGUUCAGAGAGAGAGAGAUAAAACGAGGUUACUCUGUAACUGAGAGAGAGAGAGAGAUAGAGAGACAGACAGACAGACAGAGCGAGCGAGAGAGCGGAAAAAGAGGUUACCACGGCAACUCCGAGAACGUAUGUUGCUGCAGCAGCGCCGAGGACACACAGGUUGAAGAGAUGAGGAGCAGAUGGAGGAUGGACCUAGGAGUCCAUUUCCACCUCUGACCUUCAUCAAACAGUUUGGCACUUUACUUUGGGGGUACCAAAAGGCAGAGGGAUCCUUUGCACACAGAGCGAAGGUCUAAGGAACAGUAAUACCAGGGCAUUUAGGUGGCUAAGGUACCAACAUGUCCCAGGCAGGUAAAGUCCUCCACCUGUACGUUGAGGUGAGAUCUGUUGCUGAGGAAGAAGAGAAGGUGCCGGCAAUAAGAGAUGAUGGGACUGCUCACUUGAUGCUUCAGUGCCCAGACGUCCUACCUCACUCCCAGAGAAGCUCCAGUCCCAACCGGACACAGGAUCAUUCCCCAGUCUCUCAGCACCAAACUGGGGUUGGAAGCCACAGCUUACCCCCCUCAAAGUCUUCCUCCAGGCACUCAGUCAGCUUCCAACUACAAAACCCUGACGCUACAGGGUCUCCCACCCAGUUCCAUCAGCAGGAUGUGUUGCCAGACAGUUUGGGACAAUUACUCCAUGCUCUUGCGCCUGGAAUGACUGCUCCAGGUCAACAUGGCUCAUUGGCACGCACCCCUACCUCUGACAUGGAUGCCUCCCGGGAAAGGGUGCUUAUCUCCCCAUCUUCUACAUCUUCUGUGCUGCUGACUGUACCCUCCACACCUACCAGCAACCGCAGGUCCUAUGAGGUCCCAGGGGUGGGGGGUGAGAAGGGGAAGACAUCUGUGGUGACCUUUGGCUACAUAGAGAAAGCUAAUGUUCACAGCACGGGGGGGAGGCACACCUCUGUGUGCCAAAGUGAGAGAGCGAGAACGGAGUGCCACCUCCAGAAGCGGAUGAAUGACCCAGUGUGGUACCCUUACCCCAAUCACCCUAACUCGUUUCAUAACCAGUCCCCAAAGCGCUCGCCUUACAUCCAAAGGUCUACCCCAGACGCAGUUGCCAGAGAUGCCACCUACAGGGCCUUUGAGGAGUUUGGAUCCCCAGAACUCAGGCGUAGGUUCGCUGAUCACAGUCCGGGGAAUUGCAGCCCGACUCUGCCACGGAACUACCAAUCCCCUCGCUGCUCUCGGUCCUGGCAGGGAUCACCUAUCCUUUCCCGUAGCACUGUCACCCUGCCAUCCAAGGCCAAGCUCAUGGAGAUGGAAAGGGGAAUCUGCCGUAGUUCUGUGCAUGGAUUACCCAGAAGUCCAGCCUCUGAACAACUCUGUGCCCACACUGGCUACUCUGCCCACUCAGCGGCUCCAACCUCAACUCUUCGCUUACAUGGCUCGCCCCAGCAGAGCCAGAAGAGGCUGUUUGUUGGGGACGAGAGCCCCAGGUUGUCCAGCAAAUUCCAUCCACCGUUGCCCGCGGGGAGACCCACAGACAUCCAGCACGAGAUCCCAACUAGCAUAUUCCCCACCAGCAACUGUUCCAGGACUACUGGGAACCCCCAACACAUCAGCAACACCACUCAUAACGCUACAGACAGUAUACACCACAGUACUAAUGAUAACUUAUCCAGUAAGACGCACUACAAAUCGUCACGCUGCAGUAGCAGAGCCAGUGAUAUGGUCAGCCCUACCAACGGCAGGAGGAGCGUCUCCUCCUCCUUAAAUGCUGAAAUGUCUUGUAAUUUAGCAGUGGAAGCUACCAAACUGUCCACUAUUUUUCCUGAAAGCCGGACUCCCUCUCCAACACCAUCUCAAGCGGAGUCCCUGAGGUCCGAGAGUCCCAAGACGGGAGUGUCAUUCCCGAGAGAAUCCCAACGUAACGCCACUCUACGUGGACAAAGCUCCCCUGAGCUUUUACACCCUGAGAACCAGAACCACAAAUGGAAAACGGACCAAGCAAUACCUCGGAGCAGACCAGGACGCCUCUCUCCUCUCUUAUCCCAGAAAGGCCGGUCUUCACCAGCAUCUCCAGCCUUGCCGGCUAGGUCGCACCGCGCAGCCACUUCUCAAUCGCCAGUUUUGGAUCCACAGCAUCAACCCACAAGGGACGUGUCAGCGCUGCACCGCCACCAACCGCCACAGUACACCGGAGAACACAAAACGCCCGAAAUGGAGCGCAAGCAGUACGAUCACCUCUUUGACGAAUCGCUUAAGAACAACCCUGAACUCUCCAGGAGACUUCUCUCGAGCCAAAACACAGAAGCAUUGCCUGUGAGCUGGAGCAGCCAGUGGAGGGACACUGGACCGGUCCAAGACCGAGACGAACACUGCGAAGAGAACUACACACAGUCAACGUCGAGAGUUUACAUACCAAGCAAAGAGGAGUAUCGGAGGAAGGUCGUAGGAGACCAAGGGAUCAAGACGUCCUUGCAGGAGUACCAGUCGUCAGUUUUAAACGUUUCCAAGAACGAGAGGGAGGAUGUUCAGGAUCACAGCGGGGCUGUUUGCGUAUCCUCCCAAAGCUCCAGUGGGGUAACAGGCAGCAUGGGAGAUUCCCAGACAGACCGAAACGACAGUCCAUCUCCCGAAACCUCGAGCCAGUCCAGCCACGAUACGGCAGACACCGGCUCAGGGAUACAGGUCGGCUGGUUGGCGAGGGUGGUGAGGGUUUGGUUGUGUGUUGUGUGAGGAGCUUAUCGUGUAGAUUAAGUGUAUGUUUUGAGACUGUGUGGAUGGGAAGGUUG
This is a messenger RNA of Perca flavescens (yellow perch), 2827 nucleotides long. RefSeq lists its product as uncharacterized. The record is from RefSeq and is a predicted model, not a curated record. The transcript is spliced from 2 exons. Lineage: Eukaryota; Metazoa; Chordata; Actinopteri; Perciformes; Percidae. The coding region runs from base 384 to 2771 and encodes 795 amino acids.